Messenger RNA from Scatophagus argus, 6418 nucleotides. It is a transcript of the gene tubgcp6, whose product is annotated as tubulin, gamma complex associated protein 6. The record is from RefSeq and is a predicted model, not a curated record. Gene Ontology annotation, biological process: spindle assembly; cytoplasmic microtubule organization; meiotic cell cycle. The transcript has 25 exons. Gene Ontology annotation, molecular function: gamma-tubulin binding; microtubule minus-end binding. NCBI's taxonomy places the organism in Eukaryota, Metazoa, Chordata, Actinopteri, Scatophagidae. Gene Ontology annotation, cellular component: equatorial microtubule organizing center; spindle pole; gamma-tubulin complex. Bases 336 to 5960 code for a protein of 1874 amino acids.
GCAGAUUCUAAUUUUGUUGUAGCCCCGCGGCAGAUGAUAGCAGGUGAAUGAAGGGACUGGCUAGCGACGACAGCGACCACAACAAUAUCAUCAUAGCAUAUAAACCUAUAUUGAUAUGCUAAAAUAAGAAACCACUUAUUAAUAAAGACAGUUUGGACCUGUGUAAAGAACCCAUGUGCCAGGUCCUGCGUGCUUGGCACAUAAGCUAGGCAGGAUAGCCCGCUUAUCGGAGGUGCAUGCUAAUAACAAACGUUAGCAUGCACAGGAAGGAGUCGUAUGGAGUGUAUGCAACGGAAAACACGCAAUUCAAAGCGGGCUAACGCAGCUAUUCCACCAUGUAUACGAGUCCUAACAAUCCCAUGAAGCCCAGCUGUAACAGCAGCAGCAUCACUGAGCUGCUGGGUGCCCUGUGUGACUUCAGCCUGUCUGGAAUAUCAUGGAAACGCCGCUCCCUGGGAGGAGUCUCAAGAGAAGGUUUCCGCAGAGCUCUCAAGAAAUGUGCCUAUGGUGCCCUGCUGUCCAAGCUAUUUCAAGAUGGUACCAAAGGGUCUUCCUCGGGACAGAGUGCCACAGCGAAUACACCACCCAGAAACAAAGUCCUGAUGAUAUGUUUUGACUUGCGGGUGGCAGGGUGCCAAGAGGAGGCAGAGAAGUUGGAGGAGCAGCUGGAGAGGCUUCCAGAGGGAACAUCUUCUGGCCUGAAGGAAAUGGAUGCCGUCCUCGAGCUCCUGGUGCACUUAGCUGGCUCGGCGCCUCCUCCCUCGUCCUCUUUCAGCAGGGACUACAUGAGACGAGAGAGGCCCGUGCUGAGGAGGCCCCAGCCCUGGGGCUACCAGAGCAAGGAGCUGCAGAGGCUGGAGGCCCGGGCAUGGGGUCUAGUGUGUGGCGAGGAAUGGGGGACUUUGGAGAGUUUGUGUGGAACUCAGAGGUUGAUGGAUGCCCCUCCAGGCGCAGGACUGCUGGCUCUGAGCAUGAAAUUGGAAGCGGAAGAAAGAUUUGAGAGGGAGACCAGGUUGACGUUGUUUGGAGCACUGCAGCACACUCGCACCUCAGACAUGGACAUUAGGCUGGACCUACCUCCUGUUCCCAGUAAUAUUGAUGUAACUGGGCUGGCAUUAAGGGUCCCUUCUUGUUUAGAUCAGUCUGAGGAUGAGGGCUUCCAGUCAGCCUCCAACCUGACCCCAGACUCUCAAUCAGAACCCAGCCCUGUUCCAGACAUUGACGUAUGGGAGGCUCUGCGUACUUUUGAGCCUGGAAGGCGCCGCUGCUGGGAGUCUGUCGGCUGCCCACCGGGAAAAAGGGAGUCAUUGUAUCUGACAGAAGGAGGCAGGGAGGCCUUUGACCAACUCUAUCGUCUAUGGGAGGGCCAGAUGAGGGUGGUCAGCACUGGCACACCCUCUCCUCUCCUCCCACUGCCUCUGGACUCUCAGACACAACUCGUGUCCGACCUCCUCAACGUCUUGAUUGGAGUGGCGUCCACGACCUUCCCUCUUAACCAGAGCGUUCAGUUUGACGUCAGACCUGGUGUGUGCGUGUCAGGAGCCUCUCCUGAGAGCGUCUCUCGUCUCCUGGGGGAGCUGGCCCAGUACGGCACCCACUACUUGAGGCUGAGCCACUUUUCUCUGCAGAGUGCUGACAAAAAAGGCCUCGUCUUUCAGGCUUUUACAGGUGGUCUGCGGAAAUAUCUACAUUACUACAGGGCUUGUGUUCUCAGCACUCCACCCACCCUCAGCCUGUUGACUAUUAGCUUCCUUUUCCGGAAAGUGGGCCGCCAACUGAGGUACCUGUCAGAACUGUGCUGUGUAGAUGGGCCUUUGGGUGCAAGCCAGGCUACCUUCCCUGUGGGUGUUAAACUGCUGUCCUACCUGUACAGCGAAGCACAGAAUAACUGCAGCAAUGAGAACUAUCCCGUCCUGCUGUCCCUGCUGAAGAGCAGCUGUGAACCUUAUACACGGUUUGUGUCUGACUGGGUGUACAGCGGCGUGUUUCGAGAUGUUUACGGAGAAUUCAUGAUCCAGGUCAAUGAGGAGUAUCUCAGCUACAGAGAUAAACACUUCUGGGUCCAAGGCUACACCCUGAUCUCUAAGGAUGUGGAGGACUGUGUGCCCGCCUUCCUGAGACACAUCGCCAAUGACGUGUAUGUCUGUGGAAAGACCAUCAACCUCCUCAAAAUCUGCUGCCCGCAGCAUUACAUCUGCUGGUCGGAGCUGCCGGUGCCUCGCAUUGCCGUAACCUUCUCCCUCCAGGAGGUGGAGGAAAUUGAGAGGGACUGUGCUGUGUACCGUGGACGCAUGGAGAGGAUUGCUAAGCACAGUGCCAUCAGCAGGGAGGAGCAAGCCCAGCGAGCAGAGCAAGCACGCCAAGAGCUGAUCAAUCAGGUCAGAGAGUCGGCAGCCAAAACCCUCGAGAACAUCCGCGGGCGCCAGGUGUCACAGCGUUUGGCUGAGGAGGCCAAGAAGAGGGAGCGGUUUGAAGAGCUGAAACAGCACCUGGAGCAGGAGCAAGAGUGGCGAAGUGCAGCCAAGAAGAAGCAGGAGGAGGAUGACUUCAGCUUUGCCAGAGAAUUGAGGGACAGGGAGAAGAGACUACAAGCCCUGGAGGAGCAGCUGGAGCAGAGAGCCAGGAAGGAGCUGAUUGCUCAGUACAGCCGUUUGUCAGAGGAAGCAGCUCGCAGAGAGAGGCGGGCCAUGUGGCGGGUGCAGCGAAUGAGACUUGACGAAGUCCGGGCUCAGUUCUUCACACGCGACAGGCAGCAGACUCGGGCAAUGCUUGAGAAAUAUCCUUUAGGCCAGCAGAGACCUCCUCUUGAAGUGCUGCCAUCUGUUCCAUCAGCACCAGAGACUGCACCACAAACAAAGCUGGAAUCUCCCACUCAGGAUGAUUCUGAACAGCAGCCGGUAGAGACUGCAGUAUCACCACCACCUGACUCUUCUUCUCAUCUCCCCCUCGUCCCCCUUACAGUGGACCCUACCCUCAUCUCUGAAGAUGUUGACAUCAACAAUUUUCUCCCUAAAUCUCCGAAUCCUGACAGUCAGCAGGUGGAAAUGGCCCUACAAGAGAUCGGCUCUGACCUACCUGAAGUGUGUCCUACAGCACAACUAGUAGACUAUGACUUCAGUGCCCCCUUUAGUCCACUUGAGGGUAUCACUGGCCAAGUGUCAGCCCAGCCCCGUCCUCGCUGGGGACCUGCAGUCCAGCCUGACUUGAUCCAAAACCACCCUUCUUUUUCUCACAUCCCAAUAGGACAGAACAUAUCUGAAGUUCAGGAGAGUCUCCCUAAGCCCAGUCCCCAUGGCCAAACCUCCAAAUCCAGCUUUCCUCUGGGCCAGUACACCCCUGAGGAGCCCCAAAAUACUUCUAAAACAAGAGAUUAUGGACAUCCCUCUGACGCGUCAGUGCAGCUAGUAGAUGGCUCAAUGACAAACGUCAAACAGGAAGGUGAAGUAUCUUCUGUGGUACAACUGAAGACUGAAAUGGGGACUUUGGAAAGUAAAGUAGAGACAAAUGAAGACGAAGGUAAAUCUGUUGAGAAAGAUAAUGUGGUAAAGCAGGGUGCCGAGGAUGACGGUCACCACAAAGUAGUGACAAUGCUUUCUGACUGUGGUGGGAUUGAACCACCAGCUGCAGGCACUCAAGAAGCUCAAGGUGAAGCAGAAACUGUUUCUUUGUCAAACACCAGUACAGACCUAAAAGCUGAAGAUCUGGUUUCAGAUGCUAUUGCCCCUAGCAUCCAUGGACAUUCCUCUGAUGCUCAUAUAAAGGUGGGGCAGUUUGUAUCAGAGGUCACUGCUCCUCUUCCAUUCCCCAACGUCCACGGCCACGUCUCAGAUUCACACAUCAAGAUCGGUGAACAUGUUUCGGACAUUGAUGCUCCUCUACCUUCCUCUAGCGCUCACGGUAACUCCUCUGAUGCUCACAUUAAAGUUGGCGAAAACGUCUCAGAAUUUGUUGCUCCUCUUCCUACUCGUAAUAUGCACGGUCAUGCCUCAGACUCACACAUCAAAGUUGGUGAGCAUGUGCCAGAUGUAGUUGCUCCUCUGCCCUCUGUCAACGUUCAUGGUCAUAGUUCAGAUUCCCACAUUAAAGUUGGUGAAAAUGUCUCAGACGUCAUUGCACCACUUCCUUCACCCAGCAUUCACGGCCACUCCUCCGAUGCUAAUAUAAAGGUAGGCGAGUUUGUGUCUAAUGUACCUGAAGAGAGACCUCGUUGGAGUAAAUACGGCCACGCCUCAGACUGCAACCUUCAGUCAGGCUGUGUGGUAUCUGGAUUUGAACCCACCUUGUCUGCUUUACCUGGAAGCUCUUAUGGUCACUCAUCAGACUCGACAUUGGGUAUUGGAUGUAUAGUUUCCGGAGACGAACCCAAACGUUCUCCUCUACCUGGCAGUGCCCAUGGUCAUUCUUCAGACUCAAGUUUAGGCAUCGGAUGUGUUGUGUCCAAAGCUGAACCAGAUCCAUCGCCACUACCUGGCAGCGCCUACGGCCACUCCUCUGAUUCCACGCUGGGGGUGGGUUGUGUGGUUUUGGGGAAAGAGCCGCCAGCCUCUGUGCUGCCAGGCAGUACCUAUGGCCACUCAUCAGAUUCUUCACUUGGAGUUGGCUGUGUGGUGAAGGGCAAAGGCAGUGGAAAUCAGCAGAGGAUGGAUGAAGACGGUGAGGCUUCUAAGUCGGACAGUCCUGGGGAGCACCUGGUCGAGAGCAUGGGGUCCUGGGCAGCAGGCUUCGGUUUGUCCCCUGGAGAAAAGUCUGAACAGGAGUACCUCUUGGCUUUGUCUGCUCAGUACCAGGUGGAACACUAUGAAGACUGCUACAACCUAAUGGCUUCAUCCCCCGAGUGUCAGCUGUUGAAGCAGGUAACUCGGGGCCCCUGGGGCCUUCCUAUGGACCCCACACUCCGCAGAGCUACAGACACCACCGCUGUGCAACUCAGCGAGAUGGUUUCCCUGCCAGUUCUGAUAAAACACUCUGUCACCACUCCGCUCAUCACACAUGUGUCUUUGGUGAACAAGGCGGUGGUGGACUACAUCUUUGUGGAGCUGGGCGUGGAAAGACACUUUGAGGCACUGCGCCACUUCCUGCUGAUGGAGGAUGGCGAGUUUGCGCAGUCCCUCAGUGAUCUGCUCUUUGAAAAGCUGGGCAGUGGCCAGACUCCCGGCGAGCUGCUGACUCCACUGGUUCUGAACUCCAUCCUCAGCAAGGCCUUGCAGUAUAGCUUACACGGGGACACCCCCUUGGCUGGCAACUUCACCUUCGCCCUGCGCUUCCUCCCCGAGACCUUCCACCCACACGCCCCUGAUUCCCUCAACUGUCUGGAGCUGCGCUACAAGGUGGACUGGCCGUUGAACAUCAUCAUCACGGACAGCUGCAUGAACAAGUACAACCGUCUGUUCUCGUUCCUGUUACAGCUAAAACACAUGGUGUGGAGCCUCCGUGAGGUCUGGUUCCACCUGAAGAGAACAGCGCUGGUGAAAGGUGCCGGUCGCUCGGUGCAGUUUCGUCAGCUGCAGCUGUACAGACACGAGAUGCAGCAUUUUGUCAAGGUGAUACAGGGAUACAUCGCUAACCAAAUCCUGCAAGUGUCCUGGAGCGAGUUCACAGCCAAGCUGGCCACUGCCAGCGACCUGGACGCCAUCCACCGCACGCAUGCAGACUACCUCAACAGAGCCAUCUUCAGGAGCUUGCUGACAGAGAAAGCAGCUCCGGUCAUGAACAUCAUCCACAGCAUCUUCAGCCUGAUCCUCAAGUUUCGGGCCCAGCUGAUCGCACAGCCCUGGGACAGCCAGCAGGGGGAGGCAGUGCACCCGAGCUUCAUCGCCAUGCAGCAGUCGUACAACACCUUCAAGUAUUACUCUCACUUUCUCUUCAAAGUGGUGACCAAGCUGGUGAACAGAGGCUAUCAGCCUCAUCUAGAGGAUUUCCUCCUUCGCAUCAACUUCAACAACUACUACAAAGACUCCUGAGCUGUGUACUGUACUGUAAUGGUGUGUAUGUUGUACGUGAGUAAAUGGAUGUGGAUGUUGGGGUAAUAUAAGCAGUUUGUUAAAUAUGUGUCCAACGCAUUACAGUGUACCAUGAGUGUUAACAUACUGCGCAGGGCAAUCUGUUUGAGACACAAAACAGCUAAUCAGAUAUACAUUACAUAAUAAAUCGAGUUCCAUGAUACUUUUAAAACCCCACCUGUACCGUAUAGCAUGACAUGGAUUUGACAUUGAGGCCAGUUUAGGCAAUCAGUGCGCAUUUUUUGAACUGAACGAACUGAACUGGAACUAAACUGUACGGUGCCAAAGUCUGUAAUUGAGAUUAAUCCGAUGCCUGCCGUAAUGCUGUGUGGAUUUUAAGUACACAUAAAUUUAAUGUCAAUUAUAUGUAAAUAUAAAAGCAAAAUGCUUUGUUUAAUAAAUGCUCUAUUCUCCGGCAU